This is a messenger RNA of Fundulus heteroclitus (mummichog), 1007 nucleotides long. Its product is annotated as transcription cofactor HES-6. Bases 336 to 1007 code for a protein of 223 amino acids. The transcript is spliced from 4 exons. Gene Ontology annotation, cellular component: nucleus. Gene Ontology annotation, biological process: regulation of neurogenesis; anterior/posterior pattern specification; regulation of transcription by RNA polymerase II. The record is from RefSeq and is a predicted model, not a curated record. Gene Ontology annotation, molecular function: RNA polymerase II cis-regulatory region sequence-specific DNA binding; protein dimerization activity; DNA-binding transcription factor activity, RNA polymerase II-specific. NCBI's taxonomy places the organism in Eukaryota, Metazoa, Chordata, Actinopteri, Cyprinodontiformes, Fundulidae.
CACACCGGGGCUGACCACAGACAAAGGAGCUGCGCGCUCAUUGGCUCCGGCCGUGUGCGCUCUGUUGGCCCCCAGCGCCCGCAGCUCCAGCCUCUAUUCACAUGUUAAUAAGCCCCUAUAAAUACUAACAACAGCCAGUCCGCACCAGCAGCACGACACACAGGGGUGGCACAAUAAACACAGGGCGCCUCGCCUGCUUUUUUUUUUCUUCUCCCCCCCCUCCUCCCUCCGUCUGCCUGUGACCGGUUCCGUUUGCCAGCUGUCCCCAUUCGCCGACGACACCGGAGGCGAAAAGCAGCAGCGGGAGAAGCCACAGACGCGGCGUUCCGACCAACAUGGCCCCCGCCGCCCCGCCCGGUAACGCUGGACUUUACGCGGAGGAGGACGAGUCCUGCUACGGGAUUCAGAAAGCGGACAGAAAGAUCAGGAAACCUCUGGUGGAGAAGAAGAGGCGAGCUCGCAUCAAUGAAAGUCUGCAGGAGCUGCGGAGCCUGCUGGCGGACACGGACCUCCAUUCCAAGAUGGAGAACGCAGAGGUUCUGGAGAUGACAGUGAAGAAGGUGGAGGAUGUUCUGAAGAACCGGUCUCAAGAGGCCGACGCGCUCAACAGAGAAGCCAGCGAGAGGUUUGCAGCCGGCUACAUCCAGUGCAUGCACGAGGUCCACACGUUUGUGUCCAACUGCCCGGGCAUAGACGCCACGGUGGCCGCCGAGCUCCUCAACCACCUGCUGGAGUGCAUGCCCCUGAACGAGGACCACCUCCAGGACGUGCUGAUGGACCUGAUCACGGACACUCCGGGGACCAACGGCAGCACUUGGCUCGGGGGGGCCGCCGAGGGGCUCGGCUCGACGGCGCCGCCGCCCACGUCGUCCGCCGACGAGUUGUGCUCAGACCUGGACGAGACGGACAGCGAGCACAACCAGAGCUCGACGGAGGGGGCGGAGAGCGGGGAGGCCCUGAGCCUGCCCACCAUCACCUACCCUGAGUGCAUGUGGAGACCUUGGUAG